AUGAAGUUAUUUCUUUUAUUUGUGAUAAUUGAUGGACUUUCAAGUGUCGUCGUCUGUGAAAAGCAAUCAAACGGAACUGAGUGUAUAAAAUCAUUUCUAAAACUCGAAGUACUUGAUGAAAAUUGCACGGAAAUUGUUUCAAGCUAUAAAGAAAACUUUCAUCAAGAAAUAGCAAAUCAAAUGUUUGAUAUAUCCGAAGAAUCAGUGAAAAGUUGCAUCAUAAAUAUUUUCAAUGACAGUAAUGUUUUCCAACUAUUUCUCAAAGGACUUUCUUCACAUUCUGAUGAACAAAUUAAAUUGUCAAAGGAAACAAUGGAUUCAUUCGUGGGGCUAGCAAAAGAAAUUUGUACUGGAGAAACUAAGUUCAAGGAAGAGUUUGAUUUGUUUUCUGGGAAAAAUAAGUUGCCAUCUGCCAUUCCUUUAGACGAACAAUGUGCUAGAAAAUAUUUUAUUGAGAAGAAUAUCAUCAAUGCCAAAGACUUCGACAUUGAUGUGUCAUCAAUCAGUGAUGAGAACUGCGAAGCUUAUAACGAAUUGUACAUCAAAGCUUUCGAAAGGGAACAUAUUGACCAUCAUAAGCAUUUCUUUGGUUCAUCAAAUACAAGUAUUCAGAAUUGUAUAAAACAAAAGUUUCGAGACGAAAAAGUUUAUCUUAAUCUACAUGCGACGGCACUCUUGAUGAAAUAUGAAUUAACACCGUCACAAGCUGAUGAUCUUCGUCGUAAUUACGUUAAGUGGAAGACAGCAUAUGCUAAAAUUUUAUUUCAAUGUAUCAAAGAUGAUGAUUAA
Messenger RNA from Clunio marinus, 789 nucleotides. The record is from the annotation of a GenBank genome assembly. NCBI's taxonomy places the organism in Eukaryota, Metazoa, Arthropoda, Insecta, Diptera, Chironomidae.